Pseudovirgaria hyperparasitica is the source of this 840-nucleotide messenger RNA. RefSeq names its product LmbE-like protein. The record is from RefSeq and is a predicted model, not a curated record. Gene Ontology annotation, cellular component: endoplasmic reticulum. The transcript is spliced from 2 exons. Bases 1 to 840 code for a protein of 279 amino acids. Gene Ontology annotation, molecular function: N-acetylglucosaminylphosphatidylinositol deacetylase activity. NCBI's taxonomy places the organism in Eukaryota, Fungi, Ascomycota, Dothideomycetes, Acrospermales, Acrospermaceae. Gene Ontology annotation, biological process: GPI anchor biosynthetic process.
AUGGACUGGAUACCUCUCGCGCUGUUUCCCGUAUUCGUGUUCGGCAUUUGGCUGUUUACAUCGCAAAUAACCCGCAGCUUUCCACCAGUCCAGGGCAAGCGCAUCGUGCUGCUUAUCGCCCAUCCUGAUGACGAGGCCAUGUUCUUUGCUCCCACCGUGCAGGAAUUGACCCGUCCAGAGCUUGGGAACCAUCUCAAGAUUCUAUGCCUUAGCACGGGCAAUGCCGACGGGCUUGGGGAGACACGAAAGAAGGAGCUGGCCAAGAGCGGAUUACUGCUCGGUCUGAGAGGCGCAGACGACAUCCUGUGCAUCGAUGACCCCAACUUUCCAGAUUCAAUGACCACCACCUGGCACCCUAGACUCAUCUCAAAUCUGCUUACCGGACUGUUUGCACCAAAAAUGGCGUCUAUACCCCCAAACAAGAAACCAGAGACCACUGUCGAUAUCAUCAUCACAUUUGACAAAGGCGGAGUGUCAUCUCACCCGAAUCACAUCUCGUUAUACAACGGCGCGCAGUCUUUCCUCAAGGGCCUUAUGCACCGACAUGCUGGCUGGGAUUGCCCCAUCAAGCUUUACACACUGACAUCGAUCAGUAUCUUCCGCAAGUACUUGAGCAUCCUCGACGCCCCUACUACAAUGUUCUGGGCACUCUUCACGCGGAAAGACAAGUCCGACUCUCCAAGUCCACUCAUAUACUGCAGCGGCCUUCAGGCGUAUGUAAACGCGAGGAAAGCCAUGACUGUUGCACAUAAAAGCCAGAUGGUCUGGUUCAGAUGGGGCUGGAUUUCUGCCGGACGGUACAUGGUCUUGAAUGAUCUCCGAAAGGCAAGAGUGGUAUGA